This is a messenger RNA of Canariomyces notabilis, 222 nucleotides long. RefSeq names its product ankyrin. Gene Ontology annotation, molecular function: ubiquitin-protein transferase activity; protein binding. Gene Ontology annotation, biological process: protein K6-linked ubiquitination. The annotation marks the transcript as partial. NCBI's taxonomy places the organism in Eukaryota, Fungi, Ascomycota, Sordariomycetes, Sordariales, Chaetomiaceae. The transcript has a single exon. Gene Ontology annotation, cellular component: BRCA1-A complex; BRCA1-BARD1 complex. The record is from RefSeq and is a predicted model, not a curated record.
ACGCCACUUCACUACGCAGCCCUAGACGGCGUGUCCGAGAUUGCCAAACUCUUGCUUGACCAUGGGGCAGAGGUUAACGCACGCGAUGCAGAAGAUGAAACACCUCUGCAUGUCGCGGCGAGAAGCGGAAAACUUGAAAUUGUCAACAUCCUCCUUGCGCGCGGCGCAAAUCCAAAUGCUUACUCUCAAGAUGGCCGAACACCCAUGGCCUUGGCCACUCUU